Messenger RNA from Manis javanica (Malayan pangolin), 243 nucleotides. Its product is annotated as large ribosomal subunit protein eL39-like. Gene Ontology annotation, biological process: translation. NCBI's taxonomy places the organism in Eukaryota, Metazoa, Chordata, Mammalia, Pholidota, Manidae. Gene Ontology annotation, molecular function: structural constituent of ribosome. The record is from RefSeq and is a predicted model, not a curated record. Gene Ontology annotation, cellular component: cytosolic large ribosomal subunit; ribosome.
AUGCCCGUUGAGAAGGGAGUGAGUUCUGAGUUUGAAGCAUUUGAGCAAGCUUUGGUGUUUCGAUCUAAGUUGAUUGUACGUCCUUCCCAGUCUUCUCACAAGACUUUCAGGAUCAAGAGAUUCCUGGCCAAGAAACAAAGGCAGAAUAGCCCCAUUGCUCUGUGGAUUCAGAUGAAAACUGGUAAUAAAAUCCUGUAUACACUCAGGAGGAGACAUUGGAGAAGAACCAAGCUGGGUCUAUAA